AUACGGAAGGAAAUUUGGUCCUCUCUGGGCCCGAACUUUUUUUGCAGCUGCUGACAGGUGAGGCCGAGCGCGAGGAACAUCGUAGACUGGGCGCUGCGCUCGUCGAAAGCUUGGCCUGCCUCCGUCAGGCCGCUCGACUCGCCAGUUUGACUGGCCUACAGGCUCGCUGUAGCGACGUGUACGGCCUGCUUGUCGACGUGGCCGAGGCUGCCGUGGUCGCAGCCGUGGCCGCUGAAGCGGCUCAGCCUCAGAAGACGACUGAGACGGCCGGUUUGGCCGGCGGUGCUUGGCUUUCGGGCGGCAGCGCGGCCCGCUUGCACACCAGUCAAGCUCUGAGUUUGGAGACGGUGCUGGCGAACGGACUGGAGAUGGUUUGUCAAGCGCCCGAGUGCUGGACCCAUGUGUUCCGGGCAUGUCGACAUGUGGCUUGGCUGGAGCACAUGCAGUUUGUGGGUUCUGGCACUACUACAAAGGAUUCCGACAGGCAAGUUAUCCUCCUCCUCCUCCUCCUCCUCCUCCUC
This is a messenger RNA of Protopolystoma xenopodis, 521 nucleotides long. Lineage: Eukaryota; Metazoa; Platyhelminthes; Monogenea; Polystomatidea; Polystomatidae. The record is from the annotation of a GenBank genome assembly.